UUCCGCUGCAGACGGCAAUGGUGCUGUACGAUGUUUAUAGGCGUCCACUGGUCGUUGUGCAUAAGACCAGUGUAUGUUCGAAAGCUACGUUGUUCUUAAUUCUGUGCGUCUUGUUAACAAUUAUUUCGCCGUUCUUGAUUGUGUAUCGCAGCCAGGGCUUGUGGAUAAAACAUGCAGAAUAUAGAGAACAGGCAGAUGUUCACUUUAAGCACCAAGUCCUCAUUGUGAGUGACACAGCUUCAGGCCCUCUUGUGUGGUCCACCCAGCCCUCAUUCAAUAAUCUCAUGAGAAAGUACUUACGCAUUCCACUAGUAAAGUCAUAUGAAGAGGAUGAAAACCAUGAUGGUGUGAAUGAUAGGCUUGUCUUCAGCUUGAAUAUUCCUUUACUGAGCAAUGAGUUGGUAUAUGGCACCACACUGUUGCUGACCUUUGACUACAGACUACAUCACAUGUGUGAGCUGAUAAUGGAGGGUGCAGGACUGUUUCAGCAUGCUAGUGGAGUUCCUGUGUCAGCCCUUCAUGUCACAACUGAUCUAUCCCUUCACCAACGUCAGCCUCUUCCUCCAUCUGGCAUACAUGAUUUAUAUAACACAUCCGUACUGCCAUCAUCUGUCUCUGACACAAGAAGCUGGAGAUUACAGGAAAUUCUCUCUAGUUAUUGGAAAAGAAAUAUUACUACCAAAUAUACCAACACAUACACCAGCUGGCAGACAGGACAGAGUGAUUCAUUUACCAUAAAUCUGGUUGUGCAGUACCCAGAGCAAACUGUUUUGUAUAUUCCUGGGUUUUGGUAUGUGCUUAAAUGGGCAUGGAUACAAUAUUUUUCUGUCUUAGUGAUCUUGGCAUAUGUUAUCAGUCUAAUUAAGGACUGGGUUUACCAGAACCAGGUUGUGUCAACAUGGGUUCAAUUCCCUUCAAAGAAAGAAAAGUAAAGAAUUAUGAAUAAAAGUAGUAAACUGAAGUUUCUGUUGUGUACAAUUACAAUGCAUUUAUCUAGUCAUAAUCAGUGAUUAAGGUUUUAGAGAGUCAGGUGUUGAUAUUCUUCCAAAGAAGUCAUUUUGCCUAUACUUGAGUAUGUAUUAAUUUUUUGCUUAUAAAUAUUACAUGGUAAUAAAGAGUUCAUGAUCUUUAUUAAUAGAACUGUACUGUGCUUACCGUCCAAAGUGUAUAUUAUUGAUCUGUAAAAGCUGUACUUUGAAAUUUACUUAUUAUUCUGUAAGAAAAUCAGAUUGAUUAUGGUGUGGCUGGAAUGUGGACGUCUGUUGGCAUCAUUGUUCUAUGAAUGUCUUUCACGUGUAGUCAGGUGUAUGACUCAUCUGCAAGUUGUAGUAGUCUCCCAACUUUGACAUAUCAGUAAAACAAGUCAGUUAUGGAUACACUAUCUUUUGAAUGGUAGUACCAUAUCCCUGUUUAACCUAAUUGCAAAAAUAUAGCAAGAAUACAUGCCAUGCCCAAUGCAAUACAAGUUUAUAUAUUGUAUUUACACAUAGAUGGCUCUUCAAGUGCUUAGUCACCAAGGAGUCGGUUAUUAGUCCUACCUAUCUCACCUGUUUACCCUUUUCCUCGACUUUUGGAAAGGAUCUUUUGCAUUAUUUCAUUGUCUUAAAUGUUAUUGAGAUUUUAAUAACAAUUUGAGAAUCAUAACAUCAAUAACAAUAACAGCAGUAUCAAUGUCAACUGUAUUAAAAAGAAAAUACAUUUUCCCGCCAAUUCAAGGACUGGGCAAAUCAGAAUUGGUUACUAGGACUACUUAUAGACUCCCUGCUGGCUGAGCACAUGUGGAGCCAUCUGUAUGUAACAACAUUCACAAAAAAAUACAGGGAACAGAACAUAAAUCUGGGGCAGUUGGGUUAAGGCUUUGCCAAUAGAGCCAAAAAAGGUGUGUCCUCUAAACUUUACUUUUAACCAUAUAUCUUAAUAGCUCUUAGAGAAUUUAAUGACAGCUCAUUAAUAUCUACAGUACCCAUCAUUUGAUAGAUACUGUAUGUGUGAAUGGCAUCUAACUACAUGAAAACUACAUGAACUUCUUUCAGAGUACUUACCAAAGGCAACUCUAGAACUCAUUGCUAUCAGUGGCACAAUGCAGCUCCAGAGGAACCAGGGUCAGAGAAAUCAUUGUAAACUUUAAUCAUUACAUCUUAAUCACUAACCAAGUCAGUGGUGAGGUGAGUGGAUGGAAAAAUGAGGAGAGUUGCCAUGUGGUCGAUUUGUUUGGUUGGUCUUCAUUUAAGUAGCAGAUAUUUAUAUCAUUUCAAAUUUCUGUCUAUCAUUGUAUGUAGUAGUUUCAGAAGAGUUCAAGAUUAGUGCCAUGGCUACUAUGUUUAUUUAUUCUUUAAUACAAUUCAGUAUAUACCAUAUUUUGAAUCUAAAUUAUAUGGUAUCAGUGCCUCAGACUAUAAACAUAUAAAAUGUGUUCAAGAAUGACUUUAUACUUUAAUGGUUGUGAAGGAUUUGAAUGAAGGCAUAGAUUUAAUCGUAGAGUAUCCAUUUUGUUGUAAAGAAAUACAUAAUUCUGUAUGAUUGGACUACAAAGAAAUAUAUUUUUGUUAUUUUAUUUAGGAUUUAUAAACAGUUUUGACUUUUUUUCUUUUCAGUUGUAUUGAUGUAUUUUUUUUUCAUUUGUAUUGAUGUAUUAAUGCCAUUUUUCUGUAUAUCAGAUAGGAAUAUUUUUAUUUACACAUGGCAAAUAUAGAGAUAGUGGAAAGACAUUAAAUUUCAAACUUUCCUUGAGAAUCACUGAGUAGGUUCUCCUAGCACACUCAAUAAUAGAUAAAUAUUUUUCUAGAAAGAGAAGAGAUACACUGAAGUCUGAUGGGUUGAAAUACAUAAGUGUGUGACUGUAUCUUGCCAGUAUUGCAUUUGCAUUUAAAUAAACAUUUAAUUUUUCUGUAGUAUUUAUUUUAUUAAAUAUUUAUAAAUCAAA
This is a messenger RNA of Penaeus indicus, 2923 nucleotides long. Its product is annotated as transmembrane protein 231-like. Gene Ontology annotation, biological process: cilium assembly; regulation of protein localization. Gene Ontology annotation, cellular component: ciliary membrane; ciliary transition zone. The transcript is spliced from 5 exons. NCBI's taxonomy places the organism in Eukaryota, Metazoa, Arthropoda, Malacostraca, Decapoda, Penaeidae. The record is from RefSeq and is a predicted model, not a curated record. The coding region runs from base 18 to 932 and encodes 304 amino acids.